Emiliania huxleyi CCMP1516 is the source of this 405-nucleotide messenger RNA. RefSeq lists its product as hypothetical. The coding region runs from base 1 to 405 and encodes 134 amino acids. The transcript has a single exon. NCBI's taxonomy places the organism in Eukaryota, Haptophyta, Isochrysidales, Noelaerhabdaceae. The record is from RefSeq and is a predicted model, not a curated record.
AUGAUGCAGAUUGUGCAGGGGCCGCCCGCCGAGCUGGACCCAGCCCGCGCGGCGUCGGCCCGCCUACGCGACUUUGUGGCCACCGCGCUCGUGAAGGAGCGCAUGCUGAUGGUCCAGUCGCACUGUAGCAUUAAACCCUCACCUCGCCGCGCUAUGCUACAGGACCCCGCCGGCCGGCCCAGCGCAGCCGAGAUGCUGGCGCACCCCUUCCUGCGGGUCGCGUCGCAAGGCGAGCUGAACGACAUCGUGCAGGCGCAAACGCCGCCGCUUCGGCGACGCCGCCUCGCGCUCGCGGAGCAACACUUUAGCGACGGUGGGCAGCCGCCCGGGCUCACGACGCUCUCCCACCGCCUGCGCAGGCAAAGCUUGCAGCGUGCGGCCGGCUGUCCUCUCCGAGCAGAAUGA